UAGUCAAUCCUCUUUGAUAUAAUCUAACCUACAAUUACAUAUUGUACACAUUGAACAACCAAACUAAAUAUUUACAUAUAUUUUUUUAUUUGAAUGAAAAUAUUAAUUUACAUCAAGUGACAUAGUUUAUAAAAAAAAACAUGCCCAAAUCGGAGAUAAAAGAAUCAAAACAAAUAGCAAGUGGAUCCAUAUUCCAAGAUUUGAAGACCUUUGAUGCAGAUCAUCCUCCAGUGACUACAAUAGAAAGUCUGUGCAUGAAUUGCGGUAAAAAUGGUCUCACGAGAUUGCUCCUAACUAAAAUUCCUCAUUAUAAAGAUAUUAUUUUGAUGUCCUUUCAAUGUGAAAAUUGUGGAUUCGAGAAUAACGAAAUUCAGAAUGGAGGAAAAAUAAAUGAGAAAGGGAUCAGAAUCAAAUUAGAAGUUGUUAAUGAGAGAGAUUUGAAUAGACAAGUAGUGAAAUCUGACUAUACAAGCAUAAAAAUACCGAAACUGAACUUUGAAAUUCCUUCGCAAUCGCAGAAAGGAGAGAUAACGACAAUUGAAGGAAUUAUUGACAGAAGUGUAAUGGGAUUGGAGCAGGAUCAGUCUAGAAGAAAGCAAGAGAAUCCAAAGACAGCAGCGGACAUUGAGCUAUUUAUUUCGCAACUUUUAUCUUUGAAAUCAGUUGAUGAACCUUUUACAAUUAUUUUCGAAGAUAUCACGGGAGAAACCCACGUGGAAAAUGUUAAUGAAUUCCAGAGAGAUCGCCAAUGUUCGAUAACUCAUUUUGUUAGAUCAGAGAUGGAAAACAAAAUGUUGGGUAUUUUUCAAGAGAAUAACGAUGAGCUUCUCAAACCCAUGGAACCAGAAAGUUAUACAUUAGAAGACUUGGAAGGUGAAAUCUUAAAAUUUCCCACCAAUUGUCCUAAAUGUAAUGCUCCCUGCAGUACAAAUAUGAAAAUGACAAAUAUUCCGCAUUUUAAAGAAGUUGUAAUAAUGGCAACAACAUGUGAUGAGUGUGGCCACAAGACGAAUGAAGUAAAGAGUGGUAGUGGAAUUGAGCCCGAAGGAAUACGAAUUCAAGUUCAAGUGACUGGAACAGAAGAUUUCAGUAGAGAUGUCUUGAAAUCUGAAACUUGUUCAAUGGAAAUUCCAGAAUUGGAACUGGAAGUGGGGCCAAAUGCUCUUGGAGGUCGUUUUACAACGAUAGAAGGACUACUCACAGCAACGAAAGAACAAUUAUUAUCGAGUGCUUCAUUUUGCGGAGAUAGUGUUGACGAAACUGUUAAAAAACGAAUGGAUGAAUUCAUUUCAAAAUUAGAUCAAGUUUUGAAUGGCAUUCAUUCAAUUACAAUUAUUCUCGAUGAUCCAGCUGGUAACAGUUACAUUCAGAGCCUCUCAGAUAAUGGUUGUGAUGGCAAAUUGACUAUUACCAAAUAUCAGAGGACUUUUCAACAGAAUGAAGAAUUGGGAAUUAAUGAUAUGAAAGUUGAAAAUUAUGAUACAAAUUAAUUAACUUUAUUUUUAUUGUUGUCUUCACUUCGAUAAUAUUUGUUAAACGCCGAAA
Molecule: messenger RNA, 1545 nt
Organism: Fopius arisanus
Lineage: Eukaryota; Metazoa; Arthropoda; Insecta; Hymenoptera; Braconidae
Gene: Zpr1
Product: zinc finger protein Zpr1
Exons: 3
Coding region: 141-1490 (449 amino acids)
Cellular component (GO): cytoplasm; nucleus
Molecular function (GO): zinc ion binding
Source: RefSeq, a predicted model, not a curated record